This is a messenger RNA of Serinus canaria (Common canary), 2484 nucleotides long. RefSeq names its product protocadherin gamma-B5-like. Gene Ontology annotation, cellular component: plasma membrane. Gene Ontology annotation, biological process: homophilic cell-cell adhesion. Gene Ontology annotation, molecular function: calcium ion binding. The record is from RefSeq and is a predicted model, not a curated record. NCBI's taxonomy places the organism in Eukaryota, Metazoa, Chordata, Aves, Passeriformes, Fringillidae.
AUGGCGGUGAGGCGGCGGCAGAGGCGCGGGCCGGGCGGCGGGCGAGGGCUGCUGGCCGCGCUGCUUCUGCUGCUGGGCGUGUGGGGCCGGGCGGCUGCCGAGCGGGUCCGCUACGCCAUCCCCGAGGAGCUGGGCAGAGGCUCACUCGUGGGGCCACUGGCUCGGGACCUGGGGCUCAGCGCGGACGAGCUGCCGGCGCGCAAGCUGCGGCUGAGCGAGGAGAAGCAAUAUUUCACGGUGAGUGAGGAGAACGGGAACCUGUACGUGAACGAGAGGCUGGACCGGGAGGAGAUGUGCGGCGAGUCGGCGACCUGCUCUGUCAGCUUCGAGGCGCUGGUGCACAACCCGCUCAACAUUUUCCAUGUCGAAGUGGCGAUCGAAGACGUUAAUGACAAUUCCCACUUCAGUAAGUCUGCUCUGAACCUCGAGAUUAGUGAAUGGACAUUUCCCGGUGCUCGUUUUCAGCUGGAGAUGGCCCAUGAUGCAGACGUGGGCAGCAACUCGCUGCUGACUUACCAGCUUACCAGCAACCCAUCCUUCUCUCUCGCCAUGAAGGACAGCCCGGACGGAAGCAAACCGGAAUUAGUUCUGGAGAAAGCAUUGGACCGGGAGAAGCAGAGCUCCUUUGAGCUGGUGCUGACGGCGGUUGAUGCCGGGGAUCCCGUGAGGUCCGGGAGUGUUCUGAUUUGGGUCAAUGUGACGGACGCCAACGACAACGCACCCGAAUUUGCACAGGACCGGUACCGCGUGAGCCUACGAGAGGACCUGCCACCAGGUUCAGCAGUACUGAACGUGUCAGCCUCGGACGCCGACGCCGGCAACAAUGCUCGCAUCACUUAUGGCUUCGGGAAAAUAUCGAUCAAGGCACUUCAGAAGUUUAUGAUGGAUGCAGAAAGGGGGUCUAUUACGCUGCAGGAGGCACUGGACUUUGAGGACAUGCAUAUGUUCAGCCUGGCUGUGGAAGCAAAGGACGGAGGGGGCUUGGUGGCACACUCCACGGUGGAGGUGGAGGUGCUGGACGUGAACGACAACCCACCUGAGAUCACCAUUCUGUCGCUCUCGAGCCCAGUACCUGAGGACGCUCCGGUAGGCACCGUGGUAGCCCUGCUAAAAGUGCGGGACAGAGACUCCGGCGAGAACGGUCAGGUGUCGUGCGAGCUGUCGGGAGAGGCGCCGCUGUCGAUCGUGGCGUCCUCGGGCGGCUCGUACAAGGUGGUGACGGCGGGCGCGCUGGACCGCGAGCAGGCGUCGGAGCACCGGGUGACGGUGGUGGCCCGGGACCGGGGCAGGCCGGCGCUGUGGAGCAGCACGGAGCUGGUGCUGGAGGUGUCGGACGUGAACGACAACGCGCCGGAGUUCGAGGAGGCGGCGUACAGCGCGUACGUGGCGGAGAACAACGUGGCGGGCGCUCUGGUGCUGCGCGUGCAGGCGCGGGACGCGGACGCGGGCGCCAACGGGCGCGUGAGCUACUGGCUGGCGGGCGGCAGCGCGGGCGCGGCGGGCGCGGCGGCGCUGGUGUCGGUGGAGGCGCGGAGCGGCGCGCUGUACGCGCAGCACUCCUUGGACUACGAGCAGUGCCGCGAGUUCACGGUGGCCGUGCGGGCGCAGGACGGCGGCUCUCCGGCGCGCAGCUCCACGGCCACGGUGCGCGUCUUCGUGCUGGACCGCAACGACAACGCGCCCAGGGUGCUCUGGCCCGCGGCGGCGGGAGAGGCUCCGGGAGGGGCGGCAGCGCCGCCUUUCGAGGUGGUUCCGCGCUCGGCCGAGGUCGGCUACCUGGUGGCCAAGGUGGUGGCGGUGGACGCGGACGCGGGGCGCAACGCGUGGCUGUCGUACGAGCUGGUGCAGGCGUCGGAGCCGGCGCUGUUCCGCGUGGGGCUGCACAGCGGCGAGGUGCGCACGGCGCGCGCCGUGGGCGAGCGGGACGCGGCCAAGCAGCGUGUGGUGGCCGUGGUGAAGGACCACGGGCAGCCGGCGCUGUCGGCCACGGCCACGCUGCACGUGGUGCUGGCCGAGAGCUUGCAGGAGGCGCUGCCGGAGCUGAGCGAGCGGCCGGCGGGCGCCGAGGCGGCCGAGGCGGCGGCCGAGCUGCAGUUCUACCUGGUGCUGGCGCUGGCGCUGCUGUCGGCGCUCUUGGUGCUGAGCGUGGCGCUGGCCGUGCUGGCGCGGCUGCGCCGGGCCGGGCCGCCCGCCGUGCUGCGCUGCCUGGGCGCGCAGCGCUUCUCCCUGGCCGGCGCCGCCUUCCCGGCCGACUUCUGCGAGGGCACCUUGCCCUACUCCUACAACCUGUGCGUGCCGGCGCCGGCCCGCGCCGUGCCCGAGGCCGCUUGGCCUCCGCCGCCGCCGGGGGUGCCCAUCCUGUCGGCGGAGGAGCUUCUGGGCGGGGAUGAUUCCUGCGACAAGCCGAGCUCCAACAGCAGCGCCAUCGAGGGAGAGGUGCCCGCCAAUCCCGACGCACCGCAGGUCUGUAAUGCCGCGCGUUAG